Molecule: messenger RNA, 527 nt
Organism: Brassica oleracea var. oleracea
Lineage: Eukaryota; Viridiplantae; Streptophyta; Magnoliopsida; Brassicales; Brassicaceae
Product: VQ motif-containing protein 29-like
Exons: 1
Coding region: 56-424 (122 amino acids)
Source: RefSeq, a predicted model, not a curated record
CAUCCAGAAUUUUUGCUUAAUCCCAAAAGCUUUCAAAAACAAUAAUCAUAUUUAUAUGGAAAAUACAUCACAGGCGUUCAUGUCUCAGAGUUACCCUAAUUCUCAAGAAACCGCUAUACAGGCAACAAAAGAUUACCUAGCUUCACUCCAUUCGACCAGAAAGCAACCUUCAAAGCCCUUGAAGAGACCUAUAUCAUCGCCUUUGAACCCCAUGCAUCCACACGUUUACAGAGUCGAGCCAGUAAACUUCAAAGAGUUGGUUCAGCGUCUGACUGGUGCUCCUGAGCACGAGCCUGUGGCUAACCCGUUCAAGAGUUUGGAUGAUGCAGCAAAGGAUAGUUCUUCAUCCUUCCCGUUUGAUCUAUCAUCUUCAUCAUGGGGAGAUUUAUCACUUCGGAAUCCUGCAAAUAUCUCCGGAUGGUAGCUUAUAUUUUUUUUCAAAAUAAAACAUUUUUUACUCUUGCAGAUGCUUCCUUUGAUUGAAAUGUAUCAACAAAGAAAAAACUAUACAAUAUUAAUAAAGAGGG